AGGGUCUUCAAAAUAUUGAACCUGAAAAGUUCUUGUCUGACAUUCAUCUGAAGUCAUUUCUUUCGAAUCUUCUGCUUGACAGAGACAACAGAAUGAAAUUUUACCACAGAAUAACUUUGGCACUGGCAAUGAUAUGCCUUUUUGGGGACAGUGGACUGGGACUCCCAGCCAAAGGCAGGGUGAAAUGCAAGCCGGAUGAUAAGUACUCAAACUGUGUCCAAGAAAUGAGCCCCUUGGUGCCCCUAUCAGGGCAACACUCUCGACUUCCACCUUCUGCUGCAAAACACAUAUUCCCAGUUAGCAAAGAGGAAGCCACUACUGAGAUGGAGGAGCAGUCAGGGGAGGGUUCAGGUAACUCAGACGCCUUCCCUCCUUUUAUCAGCAUGGAUCAGAAGUUGACGAGAGACACAAGAAGUCUCGAGCAAGAAGUCAACAAGAAUGAAGAAGAAGGGUCGACUGAGUCCAGUGGAGACAUUGAUUACUCUGAAUAUGUAACACCUCAGAAAAUAGAUUUGCUUUCUAAAGAGGAUUUGAAAGAGGAAAACAUUAUUGCAUAAAAAGGGCUACAUUAGAUUUCAUGUGCUUUUUUUUGUUUGUUUGUUUGUUUUAUUUGUACAAUGUGAACCUUACAGGAUGCUGCUUUUUUGGUCACGGAUAUAAUUGAUUUAUUCUUAAACUGUGACAUGCUCUGUAAAAGUCUAUUGUAUUCCAGUUUGCAUUUGUAAGGAUCUAUUUUUGUUUGCUCUUGAACUUUUAAACCUUUAUAUUAUUAUUUUAUUUACUCUUAAUGUCCGCAGCUAUGAUCUGUAUUAAAACAAUAAUUUAAAUUCUAAAUUCAGCAGGGGCAUGUUAAAUAAAGUGUUUGGAUAGCAAGAAGUAUAUUUUGUACAAAUAUUUUUUUGCCAUUUUUUUAUUUGUAAUAUAUUCUGGACUUUCAAAAAAACAACAACUGUUGAACUAUAAA
Messenger RNA from Carassius carassius (crucian carp), 964 nucleotides. Its product is annotated as serglycin-like. The record is from RefSeq and is a predicted model, not a curated record. Lineage: Eukaryota; Metazoa; Chordata; Actinopteri; Cypriniformes; Cyprinidae. Bases 93 to 557 code for a protein of 154 amino acids. The transcript has 3 exons.